GCUAGAGGCAUGUCUCGCUGGCUGUGUGUUGACUGUCGCUUGAUAUUUUCAACAUUGUGGUAUUUAACAGUGCCGACAGCUUCAUCCCUUCUAAAAAUACAACGGGAGUUUGUAAAGACUACCCCUCAUCGUACGGAGUGGUUUAGAGGCUACAUUUUGCUAUCAGAAUGCAAAUCAAGGAAUGUAUCGUGUCUGCACCAGGGAAAGCUAUCCUCCACGGAGAACACGCUGUCGUGCAUGGCAAGGUGGCUCUGGCUGUAAGUUUGAACCUGCGCACAUACCUACGGUUGCAGGCCACAUCCACCAGUAAAGUCUGCAUCAAUCUCCCCAACAUCAACACUUUCCUCAGCUGGGAUGUGACCGCGUUGAAGCAGCUUCUCCCUGACUCUGGAGCUGAGCUGGGGAAUGUGAAUGAGCUUGAUGCAGAGCUUGUCAGGAUGCUGCGAAACUUUGUUGGUGUAUCAAAUGGAACCUUGGAUACUCGCAGCAUGGCCAUCCUAGCCUUCCUCUACAUCUACCUCUGUGUCUUUGCCAAGUCAGGGGAGUUGCCCAGCCUGACGGUGUCUGUGUGGUCAGAGUUGCCAACUGGAGCGGGUCUGGGGUCCAGCGCUGCCUACUCUGUGUGCCUGGCUGCAGCCAUGCUUUGUGCCAGUGGGACCAUCCCUUCUCCACUGAGUGACCAGGAAAACACAGCCAGGUGGGGUGAGGUGGAGAUGGAGCUAAUAAACAGGUGGGCGUUUCAGGGAGAGAGGAUCAUCCAUGGGAACCCAUCAGGGGUGGACAACGCUGUGGGGAUAUGGGGUGGCAUAUUGAGAUACCGUUCUGGGAAGAUAACAGCCUUAAGCAGGGUCCCAAUGUUAAGGAUCCUACUCACGAACACCAAGGUCCCUCGCAGCACCAAGGUACUUGUUGCUGGAGUGAAGGACAGAAUGAACAAGUUUCCCUCUAUUAUAAACCCUGUACUGGAGUCUGUGGAUGCAGUCUCCUGCACCUGUGAGCAGACCUUAACAGAGAUGUCCAGCGACACCCCCACACCAGAGCACUACAAUGUCCUGGAGGAGCUUAUUGACAUCAACCAGCACCACCUGAAUGUGAUUGGUGUCGGACACCCUUCCCUGGACACCCUGUGCCGUGUCACCCUGGCCAGAGGGCUACACAGCAAGCUGACUGGUGCCGGAGGAGGGGGUUGUGGCAUCACCUUGCUUAGACCAGAAACGGAGUGCUCGGUGGUCCAGAACACGAUCCAGGACUUGAGAGACUGUGGAUAUGACUGCUGGGAGACCCGUAUCGGUGCAGCAGGCGUGCAGCAGCACUCUCCCCUCGCUGUGAAAGAGGAGGUCCUGGAGGUUUUGGCGCGCUACUGAGACCCACUGGCCAUGGGUGUGCCCAAUGCCCUCCCUACAGGGUAGCGGGGAGCUUUGCUCCAUGACUCUGGCCUACCAAGUCUUCUAUUGUUAAGGAAUGACAGCGAACAAUAGACUUGGCUACAGUAUGGGUUGACGCAUAAAUGUUAAUAGCAUUUGUCUAUUAGACUACCAACAGUCAAGACAGACUGUGUCAGGGGAGGACAAUAACUCAUCACUUAUUUUUUUCUAACUCUGAAAUCAUGCCAUUUCAUGGGGUCAUGAAACUUAUAUUGUAGGGGAACUAGGCAGGUGAUCACACGUCACUUUGAAAUGUGGUUUUCUAGUUUUCAGUAUUGGAGUAUGAGCCUUCCCUGGCCUGAAAUGAAUGUUAACAGAUGUGGGUUUGAACUGUUUUUCUAGGUUUAGCAUCAGCUUUUCAUUAGAUUUCUAAUGCGGAUGCUGCAGAAAAGCAAGAAACACUGUGGUCAGCAGUGUGUCUAGCCGCUGGUUUUGGCAGGGACAACUAGUAUUCAAAAACGAACCCACUGGGGGGGGAAAAAAAAGAUGGAUGACCAACCUUGACUUUAGUGCUUAUUUGUUUUCAACUCAAGAUUUGUCCAUUUUGUCCUUUUUCAGUGUGCGGUUUUUAGUCUUGUUUUUGAAUAUCAGUACCUUCAUUGAAGUCUUGUUAAGUUCAAAAGAGGGUGCAGUGAUCUGUUUGUCCAAUAGAUGGCAGCAAAAUGUAAGAAUUCAAUAACCUCAACAGGGACUGAGCGAGUCAGAGCGAUAGAUUGUCAUUCAGUGUUUGCUUCAGGUGUCAAUACAAUGCCAUGGCUGAUGCACUAUUUGUAAAACUAACCUUUUAAAACUGUAAACCUUCUAUUUCUAUGUGUCACAUAAGUGGUGUGUGGAUCUCUUUUUAAAGGAGCUAUUGCACACUUGGACACCAUCCAAGACUAGUUAUGGUGAAUUCAUUGACUAAAAAUAGAAAAUGGAUUUUUAAGAUAAACCACUUCCUCAAGAAGCAUAGCAGGGUAAUUGUUUUCUCAAGGUCCAAAGCAAAAAUUGUAUUUCUCCAUACUUUUUUUGUGGUGAGACCAUGUUUUUUUGAAGACAGCCCCUCAAGCUCUUCUUUCCAAGAGCUGAGUAUGAAAUUGAAAAUGACAGCCAUUAUCUGAUUUCUUUGGUCAUCAAAUAUGUCUGAUGCAUCAUGCCGCAGACCAAGAAAUGCAAGGCCUUUAAAAAUAACUAUUGGUAGGUAGGCUAGGCUACAUCUCUGCCUUUCACAUUGGUUUUCACGUUUGUUAUUUAUAUUAACCAUGAUAUGCUAGAGCAUGUAUAAGGGGUAAAAAAAGCUAAUCUUGAAUCAAUGUAUUUCAGUACAUAUCAGAGGAGGCUGGUUGGAGGACCUAAAGGAGGAUAGGCUCAUUGUAAUGAAUGGAGUCAAACGUGGUUUCCAUGUGUUUGAUGCUGUUCCAUUAAUUCCAUUCCAGCCAUUAUAAUGAUCCUGUCCUCCUAUAGCUCCUUCCAUCAGCCUCCUCUGGUACAUAUGCAUCCCAUAUUUCUAUUGAUUUAUUUUCAAAAUGAUGAAAAGCAUUUGUUUUUGAUCAGUGUUAAUGUUGCGUGAGAAAGGUGGUGUAGCACAUGAGAAAAGGGAGGCUGGCUCCCAGUGAGCCUGGAUUAAUGUCCUCUAAUGUGGAUCAACAGCUCGUGGCGUGCAGUGACUCACGCUUACUUUUGUGCUGACACACACGCAUCUUCAAAUUAUGUUUUACUUAACUGCUCAUCCUCUAAGCAUAACAGAAAUUUCUGCCUAUGCUGCAUUCAUAUAAGAUAUGGAUUAGCCUAAUUUAGGAAACUUCUCAUUUCGGGAAAAGGUCAGUUGGGGAUAUCUGAGUCUUCAAUCUCCAUUUUUAUUUAAUUUUAAAUGUCAUGAAGAUUGAGUAGUGUGGACCUGGCAGUGUGUAUGAAUGAACGGCGUUUGUCACAUGCCCCCUCCAUCCCUUUCCUCCUGUCACCCCUCUCGUCCCCCUGAAUUGUGUCAUCUUUAUGUCAGUGCUGCCCCCGUCACUGCUCUGCACAGUCGCCCCUAACCCCCGCUGCAAUUUAAUUACCACUGCACUUUUCAAUUGAAAUGGCAUUGACGAGGGGGGACAAGAGGGAGACAGCAGCCCAGCCGUGCCCGUUUCAUUUUAAGCUCCUCUUUCUUCUCUCUACUCUCUCUCUCCUUUUACCCCUGCGAGGCACAAUGUUUUUUUUUAUCAAUGUCAAUGCCAGCUUCUUUUUGCUCUGAUGAAUAGAUUCUAAGAAGGCCCUGACAUUAUUUCAGAUAACAGAAGGAGCAAUGAAAGGGGGUCAAGGAUAGAGGGAGAAUGACAGCACUGGAGAUGACAUGAAAACACUAGAAAAGCCUUCAAAGAGAGAAUGUGUACAUUAUAUAUUUUUGUGUGUUUUUUUUCACAAAGUGUGCAGUGUUUGAAUCAUUAUGGGAGAAUAAUAAGGGAUGCAGAAAUCGUACUGCUCAAGCAAGAGUAACGCAAUGGUUAAUUUUGCUAUGGAAAUGUUGUGAUCAUGAUCACUAUGGCACCACCAUCCCUCUGGUCUCAAUGAGCUGGUGAAAUGUUGUCAUGACCUAUUCACUUUCAACACACAAUUGGAACUGGCUGACAAUAGAUCACUUUGUUCUUGGCCAUGACUGUUUGCCUAUGCAUGUUUUUCCUUGCAGGUCAUUAUAUCGGUAUCUGUCAGUUGGAGAUUUUGAGUACAGUAUGUGGUCAUUAACAUUUAGUAGUUUCUUAGGAUCCCCAUUAGCUGUUGCCAGGCAGCAGUGUGUGCGUGCAUGUCCAUACUCUCCCAGCCUCCAGGCACAGACAGACGGCUGACAGACAUCAGCCUCUGAAAGCCCUCGUGGGUCUAGCCUCCGACCCCACCCCCCACCCACCCACUCAUUAGGGCUCUGUGACCCUCCUGUGGGGAGGUUGCCCUUUUGGGGAAGUGACGGGGCGGAGGGGGCCAGGGGCAACUGGCUGUGGUGAAAGCAGGGAUCUGCUGACCCUAUUAAAGCCAGUGGGGGUGUGGCGGAAUCUGUGACAGAAUUCCCAAGAGUCCCCACGCUUCAUUUGAAGAGGACUGAAACAUUGGUGCCACUUUGGAAAAACAAUGGGUCACUUGUGACUCACGUGAGCACUAACAUAACUAGACAGAGUUACCAGAACUACAUAAACAUAGAGCGCGUUGACCAGCACAUGACUAGUGUCCACUCCACAUACCAUACUCAUGUAAUUACAUUGAUCAAGUAACUGGUUGUGUGAAGUAGUGGAAGAAACCUGCGCAGUAGUAUGUCAUCCCCUUAGUGCCGGCAGCUCUUGUUUUAAUUGCAGGCUAAGGUUUCGCUUUUUGUUGUUGCCUUUGAAGAGCCUUAUUGAUUUUUAUACCACCCCUCAUCCCUGCUCUGCUCGGGUAAAGAGCAAAUCCCUUAUGGCAAAGUUACCAGGAAUGUAAAAGCAUAAAAUUGUCAGCUAUUUUAUUUUUUCACACAAGACUGAUGUGCAAUCGAGACGUUUUGACAUUGAAGUUUUAAAAAUUGGGCUCCUCUGCUUUUUAAAAAGAGUGAGUAAAUAUUGAGGCUGUAUUUUAUUCCUGUGGUCUGUCUCGUAGACGGGUCAGCUCCAGGGCUAGCUCAUCACCAACUCUGUUAAAAAAUAUUUCUAUUUUCUACUGAAUGAGUCAAAUGCACCCCAACUCUAAAGCAGCUAUGCUCCUGUUAUGGUUAAAUGAACUGACCCUGUCAAAAAUCCCCACCAAAACUAUGGCAAUAAUGAUUUCUCAGGUUGUGUAGUUGUCUUCUGUGGAAUUAAUGCUAUCUACUGUGGCAUUUGGGUGAAUAUGCUAGUAAAUAAUAUUGAAGUGUUUUCUCUUGAUGUCUCUCGGUUAUGAAGCUUCAAUCAGAAUUCUGUACAAUUCCUUGCAUCUAUUGUAAAUCUAGCGACGCAAACAUUGAUGCCAAAUCUUUAAUCAUGCUACCACCCGCGUUAAGAACCUGGCAUAGAACUCAAUGCAAUUACACUUGGCUUUCUAAAGAACACAAAUAUCCAAGCAGAAAUUUGAUAAGCUGGCUAUUAUUAAAUGAAUGCUAAUCUAACUUGCAUACUUUGAACUGCCUUUUGAAUAGAAAAUACACUCAUCAUUGUACUUGGGAUACCUGCCAAUUUAAUUUAAUCCUGCUGUGUGUCGCCGAGGUUUUGAGAGGAUGAAGAUCUUCCUAUUUAAUCACGUGUCAUCAAAGUGUGAUUGACGGCCUAUUAAAACUCAGUCAACCGCUCAUACUAAAAGAUUCAGCAUUAAAGUGAAUAAAUCAAGGUGAACAACGGGAUUCAUAGAAUGGGGGGAAACACAUUCAUCCCUAUUAGGAGUUCUGUGAUUAUAUCCCGUUGGUCUGCCACCCCCCCCCCCAAAAAAAACCUCUCUGGGGUAUCUGUACUUUACUAUUUAUAUAUUUGCCAACUUUUACUUCACUACAUUCCUAAAGAAAAUGAUGUACUUUUUACUCCAUGCAUUUUCCCUGACACCCAAAAGUACAUGUUACAUUUUGACAGGAAAAUGGUCCAAUUCACACUUAUCAAGAAAAUAUCCCUGGUGAACCCUAAUGCCUCUGCUCUGGCGGUCUCACCAAACACAUGCGUCGUUUGUAAAUUAUGUUGGAGUGUGCCCCCUGACUACCUGUCAAUUUAAAAAAUUUAAAUAAUUGUGCAGUCUGGUUUGCUUAAUAUACAGAAUUUGAAAAUGGUUUAUACUUUUACUUUUGAUACUUAAAUACAUUUUAGCAAUUCCAUUUUACUUUUGAUACUUAAGUACAUUUAAAACCAAAUACUUUUAGACUUUUACUCAAGUAGUAUUUUACUGGUUGACUUACCUUACUUUUACUUGAGUCAUUUUUUUUGUAUCUUUACUUAUACAGCAAGUAUGACAAUUGAGUACUUUUUCCACCACUGCUGUUUAGACCACUCCACUCAUGUAAUUACUAUGGGACAGGUAGGAGUGUUCAUAUUUCAUCCGCUGCAUUCACGAUAAUAUCUAAUAAUCUGAAAGCGUUGCAAAAUUGGUAUCUCUUCUUGCUCAUGCAUUAUGAAUGAGUCACUGUUUUGCAUAGAUUAGCAAUCACAGAAACCUUUCAUAUCAAAAUGUGCCAGGAGGGUUCUAUCGCUCUCUUUUUUUUAAAGACGUGAGGUGAUACAUCCCUCCGCUUUUUAAGAUAUGACAGAUCAGGUGAUACUGUCUCUUCCCCCAUUUCUCUUCUAUUCUCCCUCUUGCUCUCUGAUUUAUUUCUCCAUGCAUAUCAUCAUCAUCAUAGGGGGAAUAUAUGUCAUUUUCAACCUGCUUUUAAAUUGAUUGCUCACUUGCUGAGUAUUUUUGCAUCUGCA
This is a messenger RNA of Salmo salar (Atlantic salmon), 6766 nucleotides long. Its product is annotated as mevalonate kinase. NCBI's taxonomy places the organism in Eukaryota, Metazoa, Chordata, Actinopteri, Salmoniformes, Salmonidae. Gene Ontology annotation, molecular function: mevalonate kinase activity; ATP binding. Gene Ontology annotation, biological process: isoprenoid biosynthetic process; cholesterol biosynthetic process; isopentenyl diphosphate biosynthetic process, mevalonate pathway. The record is from RefSeq and is a predicted model, not a curated record. Gene Ontology annotation, cellular component: cytosol; cytoplasm.